GACACUUAUCCUUUUGUGUUACUUGGAUUCCUUCCAUACUCUUUUCCACACACUGGGUCUCUCUUUCUCCAUUCUUUAUUUUGGUGUCUCUCCUUCUCUCUCUCUCUCUCUCUCUGUCUCUCUCUCUCCUGCAGAAAAUAGAAAGGAGCGUCUUUCUGCAUAGUUUGAUGGAAAUGAAGGAGAAUUCAGUUAAGGAACCAAUUUGGGAACCUGUUGAACCUGUAGCUCCAACAACCAGGACCAAAACCAAGUCCGUGGAAUUUGAAGAACUCUCCUUGGACAAGCCAAUUUUUGAAGCUUCCCCAUUCGUCGUCAUUAGCCGAGCUCUAUCUGUUAUAUCUGCGUUCAUCGCUGUGCUCUUUUCGCUUCUUGUAUUCGCAGCUUGUUUCCCCAAAAUUUGUCUAGAUGCCGCUAACAUAUGGCUAAGGAAAACCACAGAGAAAUUAAACGCCAAGGGUAAGGAAAGAGAGAGCCACGUGAAUCGUGGCGAAACCAAAAAUUUUCUGGAAGCUAGUUUCAGUGGGAAAGAUAAAGAGACAAGGAACACAGAAACCAAUAACCCUAACCGACAUGGCAACUACAAAGAGAAUCGAAGAUUGUAUGCUUCCGUCAUUACUGGCAGCCAAACUGCCAAUUCUGUUGACCAUGGCUAUGCAAUUGAUAACUGCUUUAACAACUAUGGCGAAGGGGAGCAAGAUUACAGCUAUUGUGAGGUUAACUGUUCUACAAGUAGAGAUUCCUAUAACAACCAUGCAUCGGGCCUACAAGCUCUCAGCGGUGCAAACAUUUGGACUUCUAAAAGUGAAGAUGCCUUUAACAACAUGAGCAUAUACUCACAAACUUACAGGGGUGCAAAAAUUGGCAAUUCUGAGGACCGCAAAGCAAUUCGUCGUGUCUACAACAAUGGAAAGAACGGAGUCCAAAACUACGAUGGUUAUACAAAUUUGCUGGGGAAACAUAAUGAAUGAACACCAAAGUCCUUGUUGACAUUCAAGAGAGAGAAAAAGUAUGGAUUUUACAGACAGUUAUCGUUAUCAUGCAAUUUAUUUAUCAUGUAUCUCAAGACUAUGUUUAUUGUUGGUAUGCAUGCAUGGACACCAUAUCGAACUGUUUGAAGUUAA
Vigna umbellata (rice bean) is the source of this 1121-nucleotide messenger RNA. RefSeq lists its product as uncharacterized. Lineage: Eukaryota; Viridiplantae; Streptophyta; Magnoliopsida; Fabales; Fabaceae. The record is from RefSeq and is a predicted model, not a curated record.